This is a messenger RNA of Cryptomeria japonica (Japanese cedar), 1171 nucleotides long. Its product is annotated as putative bidirectional sugar transporter SWEET7d. The record is from RefSeq and is a predicted model, not a curated record. The coding region runs from base 230 to 967 and encodes 245 amino acids. Gene Ontology annotation, molecular function: sugar transmembrane transporter activity. NCBI's taxonomy places the organism in Eukaryota, Viridiplantae, Streptophyta, Pinopsida, Cupressales, Cupressaceae. The transcript is spliced from 6 exons. Gene Ontology annotation, biological process: carbohydrate transport. Gene Ontology annotation, cellular component: membrane.
CGCAGUCGGUAGGAAAAAGCCUAAAAAAGUCUGCAAUUUUUUAGCUGUAACAUAGCUAGCUGUCCGUUUCUUGCCUUCGUUUUGAAUGAUAUCUAUUUAAAACAGAAGACAAAUCAUUUUAUUGAAUUCUUUUUAAAGCUAUCUGUUUAACACACAACAGAAAUCAUUAAUUUUAUGCUUUAAACUUUGAACUUGAGGGAAUUUAGGAUUUUGAAUUUACUUGGAAGAAAUGGAGAUUGAAGACACAAUUCGUACUGUUCUUGGUAUCAUAGGGAGUGUGAUUUCGUUUUUUAUAUUUCUCUCUCCAGCAUCAAUAAUCUACGAGAUCUGCAAAUGGAGAAACACGAGAGACUAUUCAGGGUUUCCCUAUUUUAUGAGCAUUCUGAAUUGUGCACUGUGGGUUUUGUACGGUUUGCCUACUGUAAAACCGAAUAACAUACUUGUGUCUAUCAUAAAUGGCAUAGGUCUGAGCAUACAGAUAAUGUAUAUCACCAUCUUUUUGAAAUAUUGCAAAGAUAAAGAGACAAGGAUGAGCAAUGUGGUGGUGAUUGUUCUGAUAACAUUGUUUUUGGCGGCUGUUGCACUUUCCUCUCCUUUGAUAUUUCAUACUCACACAGAGCGAUACACGAUUGUAGGGGCCAUUUGCAUUUUCUUUAGUGUGUUAAUGUGCUCCUCUCCAUUGAAUGUCAUGAGAGCAGUUAUUCAAGAGAAGAGUGUGAAAUAUAUAAAUCCCUACCUGUCACUUACCGUGCUUGCCAAUGGAUUAAUUUGGAUUGCUUAUGGAUCCAUACACUUUGACAUAAAUCUUGUGCUUCCAAACGGAUUGGGAGCUGGUUUUGCAGCGUGUGAGUUGCUUCUGUACGCCAUUUAUUACAGCAGCACACAAUUUACUCAUGAUAAUCAGAAAGAUGCUGUUAACAAGGUUAAGUCUGGGGUUCGACAAGAAAUUAGGGAAAAGUUACAUUAAAGGGCACUCUCUUACUAUCAUUAAAAAUGUUAAAAAAUCAAGGCUGCAGAGCUCCUGCCCAAGUACUGGCAGGAUGUUUUUGUUUGUUGAAGUACUUAAAAUUUUAGUCCAGGUUUUGUAGAAACCUUUGUUGUUUGUAAGCCAUGAAAUGGGUGACUAGUAAAAUAAUUUUAUGUGGUGAAUUGAAUGGAAAUGAGUAUAUAA